UGAGAGGUGAAAGGGAGUGGAGGCAAUGAACUUUGACAUCAACAUGGAUGCGACCAUAUUUCGGAAGACGGGGAGUAGGCUAGAUGCUUGAUUUUGUUUUGUUACUUCCAAAGAUUGUAUUCUCAUAAUGCAGCCCUUGAAUUCAGCUUUCCUAGGGGUGUCCACGUUCUGUGCAGCAUCGCAUGGCCAUGACCAAUGUGGGUCUGACGGUUUACCCCUCACUCCCAACUCCAUCAAAAUAUUUGGACGUUUUCAGUACUUAAAAACGAUCAGUCAUCCACGAUUAUGUCAGUAUAUAGAGAUUAUCAGAGGAAAGCAUGAGAGGCUGAUGCUGGUGACAGAAUAUUACAAAGACAACUUGCAGGAGACUUAUAACAAUGUAACUAAAAGCAACCAUCAACAGAUAUUAGAAAUAGCCUUUCAAGUUUUAGAUGGAUUGAAAUUCCUGAAUGAAAAAGGAAUUGUUCACAGGUUGCUUGCUCCCAAAAAUAUACUCUUGGACAAGAAGGGGCAUGUGAAGCUGAGUAAUUAUGGGAUGUGUCACAUGACCGAUGUAGGGUCAGCUGUCAUGUUCCCUAUUGGAUAUCCGAAGUACACAGCACCGGAAGUCCUGGCUCAGGGCCCUCUCAUGUCCAGGCCACAAGAUAAGAUUGGUUCAGGCUCCGAGGCCAAAGCAAAGACCUCGCUUCUAGGACCAAAGCCAGAUGUUUGGUCACUGGGACUGAUUGUGCUGGAGGUGUGUCUGGGUCUAGAGCUGUGGUCGGCUUAUACGCUCCAGCAGCAGAUUGCUAAGGUGUUGUUGCUAGGGAAACAUGGCAAUAAGCAGCAUCCUUUGGAUACUAUUCUUGAUGAUCAUGGUGCACGGAACAAGUUUGAGGUAUUACCAGGAGGCUUCCAAUCUCUUUUGAGGCGAUGCUUGACCCUGUCUGUAAGAGAAAGACCGACACCCUCGGAACUGCUACAGGAUCCCGUGUUCAAAGGAUUCAUGCCUGCGGAUUCAGAUUACAGAAGCCAGAAAACAAUGUUCCAGUACCCAGGGAUUCGCUGUGAAAAACUAGAGUUGGAAGAGUACAUAGAAGCAAAUGAAAUAGCGGAUAUUGAUCAUCUUGCCAUGCGAUCGAUAGAGGAAGUGUACUAUCUGUGGGGAUUGGCUGGAGGAGACUUGGAAAGUGAACUGAAGAAAAAAGGACUGAUUCGAUCACAUCCUCCAAUAUGUGGAGUUGCAAGUGUGUUUACGGUUGAUGGAGAUGUAUUUGGCUUGGAGAGGGAUAGCAGCUCUUUGUAUGAUGACACUAUUAUUCCUCUGUCACUUGACCAGUUGAGAGAUCGUCUGCAGAAUGUGGAAGAAGAAGCUUAUUAUCCACUCCUGGAGGAUGAAAAAAGUAUGGGUACUUUACCACAUUCUGCAAGUGAUAACAGCAUAUCAAAUACAGCUAACCUACCACUGAUCAUCAGAGAAAAGGACAUAGAGUACCAGUUUCAUAGAGUCGUGUUGUAUGAACGGCUUCUUAAAGGCUAUCCUCACACAGUUAAUAAAAUCCACAAGGAGGCAAGAGUUGAUAGUUGCCCUCUCUUUAGGAACCAGAUUUGGGCAGGUCUUCUUGUUAUUGAGGGGGACUACAUGGAGAGGUACCUCUCAAUAGAUAAAGACACGCCAACAUCAACAGAUCGUCAAAUUGAGGUGGAUAUCCCUCGUUGUCACCAGUACUCAGAGCUUUUGUCUUCUCCAACUGCACACCACAAGUUUAAGAGAAUCCUCAAGGCAUGGGUAGUCUCACACCCGGACUUAGUCUAUUGGCAAGGUCUUGACUCACUCUGUGCACCAUUUCUUUAUCUAAAUUUCAACAAUGAAGCUUUAGCGUAUGCAUGCCUCUCAGCCUUCAUACCAAAGUACCUGUACAAGUUCUUUUUGAAAGAUAACUCGGCUAUAAUCCAAGAAUACCUUGCAGUUUUCUCACAUCUUAUCACCUUCCAUGACCCUGAGCUAAGUAACCAUAUGGAAAGUAUUGGGUUCAUCCCAGAGCUAUAUGCAAUACCCUGGUUCCUGACGAUGUUUGCCCAUGUGUUUCCUCUACAUAAGCUCUUUCAUUUGUGGGAUACCCUGUUGCUAGGCAAUUCAUCCUUCCCAUUAUGCAUUGGGGUUGCAAUCCUACAGCAGCUGAGGUCUGGCCUUCUAGCCAGUGGAUUCAAUGAGUGUAUUUUGCUCUUUUCUGACAUGCCAGAAGUUGAUAUAGAGAGGUGUGUAAAAGACUCCAUCAGGAUAUUUUGCGGCAUCCCCAAGAGCGCUGCUUACCGUCAACAUGCGCAUCCACCGCGAGGCGUCUUGGCUGAUAGCGCUCACUCGCAGAUUAAACCUGUUUCUUACUACAGUACUGAUUGCCAUGAUGUUCCACGUUCCGAGUUGUCUCGUGAAGCUAUGACCCUCCAAGAGCUGAAGUCGGAGAAGAGCCCACGGAUAUCAGCAGAGGAUCUGCUAGAGCUCUGCGGUUUGCGUGGAAUGGCCUCGCGUAGCCCGACUAAAAAGACGAAAUCUGGCAAACCGAUGAUACUAAUAGUCGAUGUGCGGAGUAGUGAAGACUUUGCGAGGGGCCAGAUUCCUGGAAGCUACAAUAUACCUUUUGACUCAGCUUUCUCUCCAGAGGGAGACCUUGUUCAAUGCCCAGCCGUAACAGCCUUACACCAGCACAAGGGACGAGUGAUUGUCAUUGUUGGAAAUAGAGGAAAGAAUGCAUCGAAUUUUGCAACACAGCUUGUCCGUCUGGAUUUCCCAAAGGUGUGUGUGAUGCAUGGUGGGAUUGAUUGCCUCAAGACCACAGGAUUAUUGACUGUGUCAUCACCGGAUAUAUAAAGCUUACUCUUUACAAAUAACAUACAUCUCUCAAAAAAAAGUAAAAAUAGUACAAAUAUAUAUUCUGAAUUAUGUAUUAUAAAUAUGAAUGUUUUAAAUUGAAUAAUUUAAAUGUUGUAUAUUUUUUUAAUUUACAAAAAAAUCUCAGUUGUUUUAUCUAUUUAUAAAUAUUCCCCACACCCAGGAGUUUCAGAACAUUGACUGAAAAAACCUACAAAAACAAACAAAAAGCAGACAAAAAUUUGAAAUUAUUUUUUAAAAACAUGCCUUGGAAAUCCUUCAUUAUUUUUCAUGAUAGUAAGCAGAUUCCAGAAGGGACUCAGCCAGCCAAGACCUCCCCAAAAUUUAUGAAAGUUUUUCAAAUGUGGAGAUGCAAGUCUAAGAGUGCUAUCUGGAGGUGUGAUAUCUAUAUAUUUUGUACCUGAGCUCCAAACAUGGUGGGGCUGAGGUGGUUUAGCCCAUCCACUUAAAAAUGUCCCUCCUUGGGUUCCGUCUAUUUCAAAUUUCUUAAUCAAACAGAAGAUAAAAAUGAAAACAUUUCUGAUAGAAAUACCUUGCAGCUGUAUACAGUUGAAAAUAUUAAAUUUUA
Molecule: messenger RNA, 3437 nt
Organism: Anneissia japonica
Lineage: Eukaryota; Metazoa; Echinodermata; Crinoidea; Comatulida; Comatulidae
Product: TBC domain-containing protein kinase-like protein
Exons: 21
Coding region: 128-2848 (906 amino acids)
Biological process (GO): activation of GTPase activity; protein phosphorylation
Molecular function (GO): GTPase activator activity; ATP binding; protein kinase activity
Source: RefSeq, a predicted model, not a curated record